UGUUAACGUUGUUGUUUGCGUAAUCCUCCUCCUGGGGCAGCUUUAUAAAAAGCCACACUGAGAUUCAGGAAAACACUCUCGACUUUUGUUCUGGUCUGAGACAGAAAAAAAGAGCCAAAAUGAAACUGUACCUUGCAGUGGCCGUGUUGCUGCUGGCCUUCGUGGCCUACACAGAUGCCCAGGGUGUUGAAGAGAGAUUUGACGAAAUCCGCCAGCAGUUUGCUGAAAUGGGCCAAACUUUUGUAGAGAAGGCAAAGAGCGGCUUCCAGCAAGUUCAGGACAGCCAAAUCCCUGAAAAAGUCAGAAACUUCUUCCAGGAAUAUUAUGAGAAAAUGGUAGCCAAAGUCCAGGGGCAGUAGACGUCUACAAGCAUCUCCCCUCACCCGGACUGAGAAGAAUUUAAUCUAAACAGAAAAAUAUCAUUUUAUAUAUCUGCUUUUGAAAUCCAUGUCUGGUAUGUUCAAUGUGGGUAAAACUGCUGUGGUGUGACACUUCAUUUUGACACGCAUAUUAAUUUGGUAUACCAAAUAAAUAAGUAAACAAAA
Synchiropus splendidus (mandarinfish) is the source of this 545-nucleotide messenger RNA. RefSeq names its product apolipoprotein C-I-like. Gene Ontology annotation, molecular function: phospholipase inhibitor activity; fatty acid binding. The transcript is spliced from 4 exons. The coding region runs from base 120 to 359 and encodes 79 amino acids. The record is from RefSeq and is a predicted model, not a curated record. Gene Ontology annotation, biological process: negative regulation of lipoprotein lipase activity; triglyceride metabolic process; negative regulation of very-low-density lipoprotein particle clearance. Lineage: Eukaryota; Metazoa; Chordata; Actinopteri; Syngnathiformes; Callionymidae. Gene Ontology annotation, cellular component: high-density lipoprotein particle; extracellular region; very-low-density lipoprotein particle.